AUGGCAAGAAAAUUAAAAGGUAAGAAUGUUUCAUCAAAAGGUUUAAAAGGUGCAUUAGCACGUCAUAAGUUUCAAGAUAAGAUUAAUGAAAAAUUAAAACAAAAUGCUGAACUUCAAAAAACAAAUCAAUUAUUAAAAUCAAAAUCAAUAAAGACAUCAAAAAAAUCAAAACAAAAUAAUCAGGUAGUGAAAAAGGGAUUUAUGCCAUUAAAACAAAAUGAUACAGUAUUACUAAUUGGAGAAGGUGAUUUUUCAUUUGCUAAAUCAUUAAUACUACAAGAAUAUAUCAAGGUUGAAAAUUUAAUUGCAACAAGUUAUGAUUCAUAUGAUGAACUUUUAAAAAAAUAUCCAAAAACAGCAAAAGAAAAUGUUGAAUUUUUACAAACAAGAGGAGUUAUUGUUAAAUUUAAUGUUGAUGCUACUAAUUUAAUUGAAACGUUGGAUCUCAACCUAAAUUCAAAACAGAAAAAAUUGAAACAACAAGUUCAAUUGUUUCAACAGUUGAGACCCCAAGAUGAAGAGAAAGAAAGAAACGAAGACGAAGAUGAAAACGAAGAAGAUGAAGAAGAAAACGAAGUCAGAACCACAUUAAAUUCCAACAAAUUCAAAGGACUCAAUUAUAUAAUGUUUAAUUUCCCACAUACUGGAAAAGGAAUCAAAGAUCAAGAAAGAAAUAUAAGAGAUCAUCAAAAUCUUUUGGUUAAAUUUUUCCAAAAUUGUAAUCAAUUAUUUGAACUAGUUAAUCAAAAAGAUACAAUCAAUAAUGAUUUUGCAGGGUAUGAAAAAGAAGAAGAAUCCGAGACAAAUUCAAAUGGUAAAAUAAUUCUUACUGUUUUUGAAGGUGAACCAUAUAAUUCAUGGGGUAUAAAAAUUAUAGCAAAAGAACAAAAUUUUAAAGUUGAACAAAGUGGUAAAUUUGAUUGGGAAAUGUUUCCUGAAUAUCAUCAUAAAAGAACUAAUAGUUCACAAGAUACUACUAAACCUGCAAAUGAAAGAGAUGCAAGAUUAUAUGUAUUUGAAAAAAGAGAAAAUUUUGACGAUGGAAGUGGGAAAAAGAGUAAAAAGAUCAAGGAAAAUGAGUCAGAUUCGGAAUAA
Messenger RNA from Lodderomyces pseudojiufengensis, 1095 nucleotides. RefSeq names its product 25S rRNA (uracil2634-N3)-methyltransferase. Gene Ontology annotation, cellular component: cytoplasm. Lineage: Eukaryota; Fungi; Ascomycota; Pichiomycetes; Serinales; Debaryomycetaceae. Gene Ontology annotation, molecular function: rRNA (uridine-N3-)-methyltransferase activity. The transcript has a single exon. Bases 1 to 1095 code for a protein of 364 amino acids. Gene Ontology annotation, biological process: rRNA base methylation. The record is from RefSeq and is a predicted model, not a curated record.